This is a messenger RNA of Suillus fuscotomentosus, 1218 nucleotides long. RefSeq names its product Alpha/Beta hydrolase protein. Gene Ontology annotation, molecular function: glycerophospholipase activity. The record is from RefSeq and is a predicted model, not a curated record. Gene Ontology annotation, biological process: multivesicular body membrane disassembly; macroautophagy; neutral lipid catabolic process. The coding region runs from base 1 to 1218 and encodes 405 amino acids. NCBI's taxonomy places the organism in Eukaryota, Fungi, Basidiomycota, Agaricomycetes, Boletales, Suillaceae. The transcript is spliced from 7 exons.
AUGCUUAAUUUACUACCUGCUACUCUUCGCUUCUUACUUGGCUCAAUACUUUGGCUCGACUUCUCUCAGCCACCUGCUGUCCUGCCAGCCCGGACCCCGCUGUCCUUCCAGCUGCGGCACGAGCAUGCUCUAACUAAUGAUUCUCGGGUGAUCUUCUCCAAUGUGGAUCCAUCAUUUGCCGCAGAUUCGUUCGUUAUGAGUACAUCGAAUAUCCAAACCCACAGACCGCAGUCGGCGAAGGCAUUUCAUAGUGCUCGACUACGCUCUAUUAGAUAUGACCAGAGCGAACAGGUAUUGUGGGAUACAGCCGACGUCCUCGGACCGAACGUUGAAGAGAGAGAGACGCUGCUUACGCUUGCGAAGAUGACCUCUAAUGCAUAUACGUCAUCCACUGCGUCAGAUUGGUACACACCGGAAGGCUGGAAUAAGUCUACACCGUUUGGUUGGGAACCUGACGCAGAUGGCAUUCGAGGGCAUAUCUUUGUCUCGGACGACAACUCAACAGUGGUGCUUUCGAUCAAGGGUACUUCCGCUGGCUGGAUUACAGGUGGUGGUGGCCCAACUGUACGAAAGGAUAAGCUGAACGAUAAUCUUUUGUUUUCUUGCUGCUGUGCAAGAGUUGGUCCGACUUGGUCAACGGUUUGCGAUUGCCACCAGGGUGGCUCUAAAUGUGACCAGGAAUGUCUGGAGAGGAGUUUGAUGGGGGAGAACUUAUAUUAUUCUGUUGGAGUGAAUUUAUAUAAUAACAUCACAUAUUUGUAUCCCCAUGCCAAUAUCUGGCUCGCAGGGCAUUCUCUCGGUGGCUCCCUCGCCUCACUUAUCGGUGUGACAUUUGGAGCGCCUGUCGUCGCAUUCGAAGCGCCCUCCGAGAAAUUAGCCGCGACGCGUCUGCACCUGCCUUCUCCGCCCUCGACACAACACAUCACCCACGUCUUCCACACAGCUGACCCUAUUCCAAUGGGCACCUUGUACUGGUGCUACGCUAUGGAGACACGCUGCCAUCUGGGAAAGGUCAUCCGCUACGAUACCGUCACGCAUCUCGGAUGGUCUGUUGACGUACGGACACACUCGAUCGUUCAAAUCAUCGAUAGGUUGUUGAGUGAGGAUUGGACUCAGGAAGGACAGGAGGGCAGGACGGUGCCUGAGGCGAAGGCGGAUGAUGAAGACUGUGUUGAUUGCUUUAACUGGGAGUUUGGCAGCUUUAAGGGCCGGAGUUAA